This is a messenger RNA of Papaver somniferum (opium poppy), 810 nucleotides long. RefSeq names its product pleckstrin homology domain-containing protein 1-like. Lineage: Eukaryota; Viridiplantae; Streptophyta; Magnoliopsida; Ranunculales; Papaveraceae. The record is from RefSeq and is a predicted model, not a curated record. Bases 232 to 636 code for a protein of 134 amino acids. The transcript has a single exon.
UUGAGAGUAGAAAACAAAAAAAAAAAAACAGAAAAACAAAAACCCUACCUGCGCGCUCGCAUAAAGAUCCAAUAAGUUCCAGCCUCUCUUUUCAGACGACAAAAACUUCUUUCUAUCUCUCUUUUUGACACUACUACAAAAUCCAUCCAUAUCUCAUAAAGAAGAACAAAUCUCUAAUUAAAAAUAAAGAACACGAGGAUCAAGAUGGUGAGUUUGAUAUGACAAGCAGCGAUGGAAGCGAUACAGAGAUCAUAUACAGCAGAAGAAGAUUACGAUGGCGUCGAAUACUGGACCAACCCAGAGAAGUGCGGUUGGUUAACGAAACAAGGCGAAUACAUAAAAACAUGGAGGCGUCGCUGGUUUGUGUUGAAACAGGGGAAAUUUAAAUAUUCAAAUGUAAACUCGCCGGAUAUUAAACCUCGCGGUGUUAUAUCUGUUGGUGCUAAUUGUCUUGCUGUUAAAUGUGCUCAGGGUAUUAUCUUCAAUCAGGAUUUUCCUUUCCAGAUUAUUACGAAUAGUUAUGAUUAUGAUACUCUGUAUUUUCUUGCUGAUUCUUUGAAAGAGAAGAACGAAUGGAUUAGUUCUAUUGGGAGAUCCAUCAUUCAACAUUCUCCUUCUUUGAUCGGUAAUUAUUGAUUGAACGAUGAUAAUUAGGUUUUUUUUUUUUUGUAUAGAGAUAGAAAUUUGUAGAUGUGGAUUAAUGAAAAUUUGUAAAUUAGGGGUUUUUCAUGUUUUUGUAAUUCGAAGAAUUUGAUUCUUGUUUGUGACUUGGUCACUGUUUUUUGAAUUUCAGAUGUUGAUUUUUAAGUA